This is a messenger RNA of Effrenium voratum, 1137 nucleotides long. Lineage: Eukaryota; Dinophyceae; Suessiales; Symbiodiniaceae. The record is from the annotation of a GenBank genome assembly.
AUGCUGUCACGCUUUUGCCAAAAAAUUAAGCCACCGCGGUGCAGGUGGCUUACCCUGCCGGCAGGCAAUUUUCAGUACAUUCUGGAUGAUGUGGGUGAGACCUGCAAGCCAUAUAUGGGCCAGCCCCUAGCAGAAAUGAGCCCUAGUCGGAGAGGUUUCCUGCUGGAGCAGUUGGGUCAGAAGUUGCUCGAGCGAUCGCAGCCUUUUUGCAAACUGGAGGAUGCAGGCAGGGAUGCCCCCUGGGAUUUCACCAUUGAUGGCAAGAAGGCCGAAUUCAAAAGCGCGCAGCUGGCAUUCGAACAGGGUGGAAAUAAGUGGGGCGUGACGUUUAGAAAUGUGAAGUUUGCCCAUCCCGAGUACAGGGACACGGCGCUUUUUGAUGAGUUGUAUCUUAUGAUUUAUUCCCCUGCUGGCCUUCACUUGCUGCGGCAUGACUUGCAGACAAAGAUUUCCUCACAAGGGAUGCACACCGGUUGCUCAGGGCAUAAGAUACACGUUGCCGGACGAAGUGGAGAUGGUUGGAGCGCGGGGUUAAGAUGUGUUUUGGACAAGCUGACCCAGGAAGGAUCCUGCAAGUUGCUGACAAGCAUCAAGGCUUCAGAUCCAAUCUUGCGAGACCUGCUCACCUCGCAUCAGAUGAACCAUGCAGUUGCCUAUCAGAGUCUCGUGUACCAGGGUGUGCCUUUGAGCAACAUGAAUCCAUCGCUCCGUGGGCUUCGGGUGCAACGGAUCGCACAAUCGAUUGACCAGAUGGUUCAUCCAGGCUGCACAUUUCUCGAGCGUGCGGUUGGCAACCGGCCGGCUGAUUGGAUCAGAGAUGGCGUCCGCGUGGAAGUAAAGCAUGCUCAGAUGGUGCUCAGCUCGGACUCAAUCCGGUUUCGCUGCGUGUUUUCGUCCAUCAAGCCCAACUUGUUUGACGAGCUUUGGCUUGUGAUUUACAGCCCCGUGGGCCUCCACAUAUUCAAGCACCACGGGUCAUUUUGCCUGUCCAGCGCUGGAGCGCGCUCUGACGUUGCUGGAAGAAAUAUUUGGAUCGUAGGGCCGGCUAACCAGCGGUGCCCCAUCCAAGCACUUCAAGCUAUGAAGCAGAAGCUUCAGACGGGAGGGUGCGAGGGGAUAGCCGAGGUGCUGUGGUGA